This is a messenger RNA of Musca vetustissima, 768 nucleotides long. RefSeq lists its product as uncharacterized. Bases 1 to 768 code for a protein of 255 amino acids. Lineage: Eukaryota; Metazoa; Arthropoda; Insecta; Diptera; Muscidae. The record is from RefSeq and is a predicted model, not a curated record. The transcript has 3 exons.
AUGUCAAUGAUCUUGUCCUAUGCUACAGCAUUACUUGUCAUUUGUGGCAUCAACAUUCCAACCACCGAUGCCAUUGAACAACCCUCGAUACGUGAAGAGAUGACACGUCUGUUGGGCAAAUGUCAUUUGCAGAGUGAAGAUUUUGAUUUUUGUAUGAAAGAUGUCUUCAAUGAUUUCAGAGCAUAUUUUCCAACAGGCAUACCCGAUUACAACAUUAAACCCUUCGAUCCCCAUCAUGCCUCAUUUGUUGAAUUACGCAGAGGAGAUCAAAAUGGUUUGGGCUUCAAGUUGAUUUUACGCAAUGUCUCCGAAUAUGGUUGGACCCAGUCAGAGGUUACCAAAUUCCAUUCGGAUUUUGAGCAAAAUCGUAUCAUCUAUUCACAAUAUUUCCCCGAAAAGAGUCUAAAUGGCUGGUAUGAAUUUUCGGGUAAAUUGUUUGGUACACCCAUUAAGAGAAGUGGAUUUUGGAAUAUGACCUUAUAUGAUUAUAGUCAAACGACCAGUGUCAGACGUUUGGGCGGACCUGGUACCCUAUUGAAAAUCCACGUAGAAGUUGAUCGCAUUGGUGGCAUGAAAAUGCAUGUGGGUGAUGUUUUGGCUCCGGGGCGUGCACGUCUUGACAAUGUCUCAGAUGGUGUUAUAAAUAGUGCUUGGCCUCUAGGCCUUCCGUUCAUUAAACCAAUGAUCAAUGAAUUGGUUAGCACAGCUUUUACAGAUAUUUUCAAUGAGUCAUUUAGAUAUUUUCCCUUACAUCAUUUCAUUAGUUAA